Acomys russatus (golden spiny mouse) is the source of this 10852-nucleotide messenger RNA. It is a transcript of the gene Lama3, whose product is annotated as laminin subunit alpha 3. Gene Ontology annotation, molecular function: signaling receptor binding. Lineage: Eukaryota; Metazoa; Chordata; Mammalia; Rodentia; Muridae. The record is from RefSeq and is a predicted model, not a curated record. The transcript has 75 exons. The coding region runs from base 101 to 10111 and encodes 3336 amino acids. Gene Ontology annotation, cellular component: basement membrane. Gene Ontology annotation, biological process: cell adhesion; regulation of cell migration; regulation of cell adhesion.
GGCGCCGCCCACACCCGAGGCUGCCCUGGCGCUGGGAGAGUAGCAGCCUCCUGCUCCGCGGUGCCACGCUGUGCACAGGCAGGAGACUUAGCACCACGGGAUGGCGGUGGCUCAGGGCUGGCCACCGUGGUCCUCACCGCCUCUGCUCACGCUAUGGCUGCUGCUUCUGAGGACGUCUCCCUGCUGGAGCCUGGUGGCUCAGGACGCUCAGGCGGCCGCGCUCAGCCUGCAUCCACCCUACUUCAACCUGGCCCAGGCGGCAAAGAUCUGGGCCACCGCUACCUGCGGGGAGCGGGGCCGAAAGGUCGCAAAGCCGCAUCCUGAGCUAUACUGCAAAUUGGUGGGCGGCCCCACCGCACAAGGCAGCGGUCACACCAUCCAGGGCCAGUUCUGUGACUACUGUAAUUCUGAGGACUCCAGGAAGGCACAUCCAGCCACCCAUGCGAUUGAUGGGUCUGAACGGUGGUGGCAAAGCCCACCUCUCUCUUCAGGGACACAAUACAACAGGGUCAACCUCACAUUGGACCUGGGUCAGCUCUUCCAUGUGGCCUAUGUUUUGAUCAAAUUUGCAAAUUCUCCCCGCCCUGACCUUUGGGUCCUGGAAAGGUCUGUAGACUUUGGAAGCACCUACUCCCCAUGGCAGUAUUUUGCUCAUUCUAGGGGAGAUUGUUUACACCAGUUUGGGCAAGAAGCAAAUGUGGCCAUCACCAGGGAUGACCAGGUGCUCUGUGUCACGGAGUACUCACGUAUCGUGCCUCUGGAAAAUGGUGAGGUGGUUGUAUCCUUGAUAAAUGGUCGUCCAGGUGCAAAAAAUUUUGCUUUCUCUGACACUCUGAGAGAGUUUACUAAGGCAACAAACAUCCGCUUGCGAUUUCUGCGAACCAACACCCUCCUUGGUCAUCUGAUCUCCAAGGCAGAGCGGGACCCCACUGUCACACGCCGGUAUUAUUACAGUAUAAAGGACAUCAGCAUUGGUGGGCGGUGUGUUUGCAAUGGCCAUGCUGACCAGUGCAAUGCUGACAACGCUGAGAAACAGUUCCGAUGUGAAUGCCAGCACCACACCUGUGGGGAGACAUGCAAUCGCUGCUGUGCAGGCUACAAUCAGAGGCGCUGGCAGCCCGCCGCGCAGGAGCAGCACAAUGAGUGUGAAGCCUGCAACUGCCAUGGGCAUGCUGUGGACUGUUACUAUGACCCAGAAGUGGAGCGACAGCAGGCAAGCUUGAACACCAAAGGCGUCUAUGCAGGUGGCGGAGUCUGCAUCAACUGUCAGCACAACACAGCGGGUGUGAACUGUGAAAAGUGUGCAAAGGGUUACUACCGUCCCUAUGGAGUUCCAGCGGACGCACUCCAUGGAUGCAUCCCUUGCAGCUGUGAUCCUGAACGUGCAGAAGACUGUGAACAGGGCUCAGGCCACUGUCACUGUAAGCCAAAUUUCUCCGGAGACACCUGUGAGACGUGUGCAGAUGGUUACUAUAAUUUCCCGUUUUGCUCGAGAAUUGCAGUCUCUCCUGUUUACACUCCGAGUCCAGAAGACCCAGUAGCUGGCAAUAUAAAAGGGUGUGACUGUAACUUGGAAGGUGUUCUCCCAGAAAUAUGUGAUGAUCGAGGCAGCUGCCUGUGCCGCCCUGGGGUUGAGGGUCCCCAAUGUGACUCCUGCCGUGCGGGCUCCUAUUCAUUUCCAAUAUGCCAAGCUUGCCAGUGUUCAACUAUUGGAUCCUAUCCAGUACCCUGUGACCCGGUGACUGGCCAGUGUGAAUGCCUGCCUGGAAUAACAGGAAAGCAGUGUGACAGGUGCCUCUCAGGAGCCUAUGACUUUCCCUACUGCCACGGGUCCGGCAGUGCUUGUGACCCAGCUGGGACCGCUGACUCCAGCUUGGGUUAUUGUCAGUGCAAGCUUCAUGUUGCAAGCCCUACAUGCAGUGUCUGCAAGCCAUUAUAUUGGAAUCUGGCCAAGGAAAACCCCCGUGGAUGCUCAGAAUGCCAGUGCCAUGGGGCAGGGACAGUGAGCGGAAUUGGAGAGUGUGGGCAGGAAGAUGGUGACUGUAGCUGCAAAGCUCACGUAACUGGUGACGCCUGUGACACCUGUGAAGAUGGAUACUUCUCUUUGGAGAAGAGCAAUUACUUUGGCUGUCAAGGGUGCCAGUGUGACAUUGGUGGAGCACUCACCACCAUCUGUAGUGGGCCAUCGGGCGUAUGCCAGUGCCGAGAGCAUGUUGUAGGGAAAGAGUGCCGAAGGCCUGAAGAUGAGCACUACUUCCCGGAUUUGCACCACAUGAAACAUGAAGUUGAAGAUGGCACUGGACCUGAUGGAAGAAACCUGCGCUUUGGAUUUGAUCCCCUGGUGUUUCCUGAGUUUAGCUGGAGAGGAUAUGCCCCAAUGACCUCGGUCCAGAAUGAAGUAAGGAUAAAAUUGACUGUGAGGAAGUCAAGUCUCUCCUUGUUCCAAAUUGUUCUGAGAUACAUCAACCCUGGAAUGGAAGAUAUAUCCGGCCGCAUCACUGUUUACCCGUCCUGGGCAAAGUCAGAUGCUUCUCAAAGCAAAGAGAUCACCUUUCCAGUGAGUAAGGAGCCAGCCUUUGUCACGGUCCCUGGAAAUGGCUUUGCAAACCCAUUCUCCAUCACGCCAGGGAUGUGGAUUGCUUACAUCCAGGCAGAAGGAGUCCUCCUGGAUUACCUGGUGCUGCUUCCCAGGGACUACUAUGAAGCGCUCGCCCUGCAAGUGCCAGUUACAGAACCAUGUGCCCAGACAGGAUCUCCCCAGGACAAUUGUUUGCUUUAUCAGCAUUUACCAGUGACCCGAUUCUCCUGUACCCCAGCUUGUGAGGCCAGACACUUCCUGCUUGAUGGAGAGCUGAGACCCUUGGCAGUGAGGCAGCCCACUCCUGCACUCCCAGCCCUGGUGGACCUCAGCGGGAGAGAGGUGGAACUGCACCUGCGCCUGCGGGUCCCACAGAUUGGCCACUAUGUGGUCAUGCUGGAGUAUGCCACGGAGGUUGACCAACUUUCUGUGGUGGAUGUGAACCUGAAGAGCCCAGGGUCUGCCUUGGCAGGCCAGGUGAACAUAUACAGCUGCAAGUACAGCAUUCUGUGUCGGAGUGUGGUGACCGACAGCCUGGGUCGUACAGCUGUGUAUGAGCUGUUAGCAGAUGCGGAUGCUCAGCUGAAGGCGCACAUGGCCGGUUUCCUUCUGUAUCAUGUUUGUAUUAUACCCAUUGAAGAAUUUUCAACUGAAUAUUUGAGACCUCAAGUCCACUGUAUCGCCAGCUAUGGACCACUUGCUGAUCCUAGUGCCUCCUGUGUCUCCCUGGCCCAUGAAACUCCUCCAACAGCCGUAAUUUUGGAUGCUAUGAGUGGUAGCCCUUUCUCUCUCGUGCCUCAGGAGCCUUCCUUUCCUGCAGAUGUCACUAAUGGAGUUACUCUGAAGGCCCCACAGAAUCAAGUAACCCUGAGAGGACUCAUACCACACCUGGGCCGACACGUCUUUGUCAUCCAUUUUCAUCAAGCAGAGCACCCAAGGUUUCCCACAGAGGUGUAUGUGGAUGGAGGGAGACAGUGGUCAGGGUCCUUCCUUGCCACUUUUUGUCCCCAUUUACUUGGCUGCCGGGACCAAGUGAUCGCUGAUGGCCAGGUGGAGUUUGACAUCUCAGAAGCAGAGGUUGCUGUGACGGUGAAGAUUCCAGAAGGAAAGUCUUUAACGUUGGUCCGGAUUCUAGUGAUACCCACAGAGAAUUACGACUACCAAAUACUUCACAAAACAUCAGUGGACAAGUCCGCCGAGUUCAUCAGCAAGUGUGGAGGAGACAGUUUUUAUAUUGAUCCCCAGGCAGCCUCUGGAUUCUGUAAGAAUUCUGCAAGGUCCCUGGUAGCCUUUUACCAUAACGGUGCCCUGCCCUGUGAGUGCCACCCUGCUGGGGCUGCCAGCCAUCACUGCAGUCCUGAGGGCGGGCAGUGCCCUUGCCGGCCCAACAUCAUCGGGAGGCAGUGCACCCGCUGUGCAACAGGCUACUAUGGAUUCCCACGCUGCAGGCCUUGUAAUUGUGGCAGGCGCCUUUGUGAAGAGGUGACAGGGAAGUGUCUCUGCCCACCCCACACAGUCAGGCCCCAGUGUGAGGUCUGUGAGAUGAAUUCCUUCAACUUCCACCCCCUGGCUGGCUGUGAGGUCUGCAACUGCUCCAGGAAGGGCACCACUGAGGCGGCCAUCUCUGAGUGUGACAGGGACAGCGGGCAGUGCAGGUGCCAGCCUGGAAUCACAGGGCAGCAGUGUGACAAGUGUGCUCCUGGUUUCCACCGGUUCCCUCAGUGUGUUCCCUGCACUUGUAACAGAGAUGGGACUGAGCCUGAAGUGUGUGACCCAGGGACUGGGGCUUGUAUAUGCAAGGAAAAUGUGGAAGGCCCAGAAUGCCAAGUGUGUCGAGAAGGAUCAUUCUUCUUGGACAGUGCGAACCCAAAGGGUUGUACCAGGUGCUUCUGUUUUGGGGUGAGCACUGGCUGUCAGAGUUCACAUAAGCGGAGAGCUAAGUUCGUAGACAUGAUGGGCUGGCGUCUGGAGACAGUAGACGGUGUUGAUGUCCCUGUGUCCUUCAACCCGGGCAGCAACAGCAUGGUUGCAGAUCUGCAGGAGCUACCGCCAUCACUCCACGGUGCAUCCUGGGUGGCACCUCCAUCCUACCUAGGUGACAAGGUGUCCUCAUAUGGCGGCUACCUCACCUACCAAGCCAAGUCCUUUGGCUUACCUGGAGACAUGGUUCUUCUGGAAAAGCAGCCAGAUGUGCAGCUCACUGGCCAGCACAUGUCCAUUGUCCACAAGGAGCCCGGUGACCCUCGGCCAGACAGGGUGCAUCAUGGGAAGGUGCAAGUGGUCGAGGGAAACUUCAGACAUGCAGGCAGCAGUGCCCCAGUGUCCCGGGAGGAGCUCAUGACUGUGCUGUCCGGACUGGAGGGGCUGUACAUCCGAGGCCUCCACUUCACGGAGACACAGCGGCUCACCCUGGGUGAGGUGGGGCUGGAGGAGUCCUCUGCUCUCGGAAGCGGACCCAGGGCUCAUCUUGUGGAGAUGUGUGCCUGUCCCGCUGAUUACACAGGUGACUCAUGUCAGAGUUGUCACCCCGGAUACUAUCUGGACAACAAAAGCUCGCCCGUGGGAAGGUGUGUUCCCUGCAAUUGCAAUGGGCACUCAAAUCGCUGCCAGGACGGCUCGGGCAUGUGCACUAACUGUCAGCACAACACAGCUGGGGAGCACUGCGAACGCUGCAAGGAGGGUCACUAUGGAAACGCCAUCCACGGAUCUUGUAGGGUCUGCCCCUGCCCUCAUACCAACAGUUUCGCUACUGGCUGCACUGUGGAUGGAGGAAAGGUGAGGUGUGCCUGCAAAGCCGGAUACACAGGAGCACAAUGCGAGAGGUGUGCACCAGGAUAUUUUGGGAAUCCCCAGAAAUUUGGAGGCAGCUGCCAACCAUGCAAUUGUAAAGGCAAUGGCCAGUUAGGUACAUGUGACCCCCUAACUGGAGACUGUGUAAACCAAGAACCCAAAGAUGGCAGCCCUGCAGAAGAAUGCGAUGAUUGUGACAGCUGUGUGACGACGCUCUUGAAUGACUUGGCCUCCAUGGGUGAGGAGCUCCGCCUAGUGAAGGCAAAGCUAAUGGGCCUGAGUGUGAGCACUGGCGCUCUGGAACAGAUCGGGCACAUGGAGACCCGGGCCAAGGACCUGAGGAGCCAGCUACUUGGCUUCCGUUCAGCCAUCUCAAGUCAUGGGUCCAAAGUGGACGGCCUGGAAAAAGAACUGAGUCACUUGAACCGCGAAUUCGAGACUUUGCAAGAAAAGGCACAAGUCAAUUCCAGAAAAGCACAAACAUUAUAUAACAACAUUGAUCAAACCAUCCAAAGCGCCAAAGAAUUGGACACGAAGAUUAAAAACAUCAUCCGGAAUGUGCACAUUCUCCUGAAGCAGAUCGCUAGACCAGGUGGGGAUGGAAUGGACUUGCCAGUGGGUGACUGGUCCAGGGAGCUGGCGGAAGCCCACCGCAUGAUGCGGGAGCUGCAAGGCAGAGACUUCACACAGCACCUCAGAGAAGCAGAGGCCGAGAAACUGGAAGCCCAGCUCCUGCUGAACCGGAUCAAGGCCUGGCUGGAAACGCACCAGGCAGAGAACAGUGGGCUGCUGAUGAGUAUUCGGGAGUCAUUAGAUGAUUAUGAAGCCAAGCUUCAGGACCUGCACGCCGUCCUUCAGGAGGCGGCAGCCCAGGCAAAGCAGGCCACUGGCCUCAACCAUGAAAAUGAGGGGGUUCUGGGAGCCAUCCAGAGACAAAUGAAAGAAAUGAGUUCCCUCAAGAAUGACUUCACCAAGCACCUGGCCACGGCAGACUCCUCCCUGCUACACACCAACAAUCUACUGCAGCAGAUGGACAAAAGCCAGAAGGAAUAUGAAAGCUUAGCUGCUGCUUUAAAUGGAGCAAGACAGCAACUAAGUGACAAAGUGCAAGAACUCUCCAGAUCAGCCAGCAAAACGUCCCUGGUGGUGGAGGCAGAGAAGCACGCCCAGUCUUUACGGGAGUUGGCAAAGCAGCUAGAAGAGAUAAAGAGAAGUACCAGCGGAGAUGAGCUCGUGCGCUAUGCCGUGGAUGCUGCCACGGCCUAUGAGAACAUCCUCAAUGCCAUCAAAGCAGCAGAGGAUGCAGCCAACAAGGCCGCCGGGGCCUCAGAGUCUGCCUUCCAGACGGUGAUAAGGGAGGAUCUCCCGAGAAGGGCCAAGACCCUGAGUUCGGACAGAAAUGCACUGUUAAACGAGGCCAAGACAACACAGAAAAAGCUAAAGCAAGAAGUCAGUCCAGCUCUCAGCAGCCUACAGCAAACCCUGAGGACUGUGUCAGUUCAGAAGGACCUGCUAGAUACCAACCUCACUGCUCUCCGGGAUGAUCUCCGUGGGAUACAGAGAGGUGAUAUUGACAGUGUGAUCAGCGGUGCAAAGAGCAUGGUCAGGAAGGCCAACGGAGUAACAAGCGAGGUCCUGGAUGGGCUCAACCCCAUCCAGACAGAUUUGGGGAGAAUUAAGGACAGCUACGGGAGCACACGGCGUGAGGACUUCAACAAAGCUCUAAGCGAUGCCAACAACUCAGUAAAGAAGUUAACCAAGAAGUUGCCUGACCUUUUUAUCAAGAUUGAAAGUAUCAACCAACAGCUCCUACCCCUGGGAAACAUCUCUGACAACGUGGACCGCAUCCGAGAACUCAUCCAGCAGGCCAGAGAUGCUGCUAAUAAGGUUGCAAUUCCCAUGAGGUUCAAUGGUAAAUCUGGUGUUGAAGUCCGACUGCCAAAUGACCUAGAAGACUUAAAAGGAUACACAUCUCUGUCAUUGUUUCUCCAAAGACCUAACUUAAGAGAGAAUGGGGGCACAGAGGAUAUGUUUGUCAUGUACCUCGGAAAUAAGGAUGCUUCCAAGGACUACAUCGGCAUGGCGGUUGUAGACGGCCAGCUAACGUGUGUCUACAACCUGGGGGACCGAGAGACUGAAGUGCAGAUAGACCAGGUGCUGACAGAGAGUGAGACUCAGGAGGCAGUGAUGGACCGAGUGAAGUUCCAGAGAAUUUAUCAGUUUGCCAAGCUUAAUUACACCCAAGAAGCCACGUCCAAUAAACCCAAAGCACCUGGGAUCUAUGACCUGACUGGUGGCAGUAGCCACACACUCCUUAAUUUGGAUCCUGAGAAUGCUGUGUUUUAUGUUGGAGGUUACCCACCUAAUUUUCAACUUCCUAGCAGACUAAGGUUCCCUCCGUACAAAGGCUGUAUUGAACUAGAUGACCUCAAUGAAAAUGUUCUGAGCUUGUACAACUUCAAGGCAACUUUCUAUCUCAACACAACUGAAGUGGAACCUUGUAGGAGGAGAAAGGAAGAGUCGGACAAAAACUACUUUGAAGGUACAGGUUAUGCUCGCAUCCCCACUCAGCCGAAAGCUCCCUUCCCAAACUUCAUCCAAACCAUCCAGACCACUGUGGACCAAGGUUUGCUGUUCUUUGCAGAAAACCAGGAUAACUUCAUAUCCCUGGAUAUAGAAGAUGGUAAUCUCAAGCUAAGGUACAAACUGAAUUCAGAGCCUCCCCAAGACAAAGAGAUUGGAGGCCCCAUCAAUGACGGGAAAGAUCACUCGAUUUUAAUCACAAUUGGGAGAUUACAAAAACGCAUAUGGAUAAAUAUGAAUGAUCAAAGUAAAAACAUUGAAGCGGAAAUGUUUGAUUUCAGCACAUAUUAUUUGGGAGGAAUUCCAAUUGCAAUCAGAGAAAGGUUUAACAUCUCCACACCUGCUUUCCAAGGCUGCAUGAAGAACCUGAAGAAAACCAGUGGUGUCAUCAGGUUGAAUGAUACUGUGGGUGUAACCAAAAAGUGCUCUGAAGACUGGAAGCUUGUGCGAACUGCCUCCUUCUCCAAAGGCGGACAGAUGGAUUUUAAAAACUUGGCUGUGCCCUUGUCCGACCGCUUCCAGCUCUCCUUUGGGUUUCAGACCUUUCAACCCAGGGGGACACUGCUAAAUCAUCAGACACAGUUUCAGGCCAGAAGCCUGCAGGUCACCCUGGAAGAUGGUUGCAUUGUGUUGAGAACGAGAGACAGCAGCAGCCCGAUUUUCAAGUCUCUGCAGACCUACACGGAUGGCUUGCUGCAUCACGUAUCUGUAAUAAGCGACACCUCAGGCCUCCGCCUUCUCAUUGAUGACCAGGUUCUGAGAAGGAACCAGAGGCUCCCCCGCUUCUCGGAUGACCAGCAGCAAUCUCUCGUCCUGGGAGGUGGUUAUUUUGAGGGUUGUAUCAGCAACGUUUUUGUCCAAAGGUUGUCACAGAGUCCGGAAGUCCUGGAUUUGGCCAGUAGAACCACCAAGAGGGCUGCAUCCCUGGGAGGCUGUAGUUUAAAUAAGCCACCUUUCCUCAUGUUGUUUAAAGGUCCCAAGGGACUCCACACAGCCAGGACUUUCCAUGUCAAUCAGCUCUUGCGGGAUGAACCUCAGGCACCAAGGAGCAUGGGGGCGUGGCAAAAUGGGAAGUCCUGCCUGCAACCAAUCAGCCCCCAGCCCAAGCACAGGGCGCUCCGCUUUGGGGACAGUCCCACCAGCCACUUGCUAUUCAAACUUCCCCAGGAGCUGCUGGGGCCCAGGUCACAAUUUUCUUUGGACAUACAGACAACAUCCUCCAGAGGCCUGGUGUUCUACACAGGCACCAAGGACUCAUUCAUGGCUCUUUAUAUCUCGGAAGGACGUGUUGUCUUUGCUUUGGGGACAGAAGGGAAGAAACUAAGGCUCAGGAGCAAGGAGCGAUGCCACGAUGGGAAGUGGCACACGGUGGUAUUCGGACUGAGUGGAGGAAAGGCGCGCCUGGUUGUGGACGGGAUAAGAGCCCAGGAAGUCAAUUUGCCUGGAAAUUCAACCAUCAGCCCCAGAGCACAGGUUUACCUGGGCUUGUCACUAUCGAGAAAGUCAAAGAGCCUCCCCCAACACAGUUUUGUGGGGUGCCUGAGGAACUUCCAGUUGGACUCAAAACCCCUGGAUUCCCCCUCUGCGAGGUUUGGGGUAUCCCCCUGCUUGAGUGGCUCCUUAGAGAAAGGCAUUUAUUUCUCCCAAGGAGGAGGCCAUGUGGUCCUGGCCAAUUCCGUGUCCUUGGGGCCAGAGCUUAAGCUUGUUUUCAGCAUUCGCCCGAGAAGUCUCACUGGGGUCUUAAUACACAUCGGAAGUCAGUCUGGACAGCACUUAAGUGUUUACAUGGAGGCAGGAAAGGUCACGGCCUCUGUGGACAGUGAGGCAGGUGGGACCUUGACAUCAAUCACACCAAAACAAUCUCUGUGUGACGGACAGUGGCACUCUGUGUCAGUCUCCAUUAAAGAGCACAUCCUGCAUCUGGAACUGGACACAGACAACAGCUACACAGCUGGACAGCUUUCCUUCCCACCUAACAACAGCCAAGGGUCACUACACAUUGGAGGUGUCCCAGACAAACUGAAAAUGCUUACGCUCCCUGUGUGGAACUCAUUUUUUGGCUGUCUGAGGAAUAUUCAAGUCAACCACGCUCCUGUCCCCAUCACGGAAGCCACAGAAGUCCAGGGUUCUGUCAGCCUCAAUGGCUGCCCUGACCACUAACCCUGUGGCAAGAGAAGCCGCCUUUGGAAGCACCCAGCAUAGCUCCCUCCCCUAUUCAAAGCCAUGAGGACACCAUCAGCACAUUUUAAAGCUGGUCUCAUUUUGAAUCCAACCACACAGGCCCAUCAUGUUGUCAUCAGUGCUAUACAUGUAUUUUAUAUAAAAAUCCCAUUUCUUGAAGAAAAUGAACAAAUUGUUAUUUAAACAUGCACACAAUGCUUUUGUUAGUAUUGGGUUUUAUCCACUAAGAAUUAAAUGCCUUUUAGACAACUUUUUUCUAGUUGCUGAAAAGAAAAUCUCAUUUAGAACACUUUAUGAAUACAAAACUUUGAAAUAUGUUAAAUUGCUACAAAUCAUGGGGUUAAAUAAAUGCAAUGCACUCUUCAACUUAGGACGCUUUUUAAGCAAGGAAAGCCAAGGGCUGAUGACCACUGCCAAUUAUAUUGGUUUUUCAGCACCUGUUCAAGGUACUGAGCAGCUAUGUGCUCAGUGUGUGAACUACAAUGGGGUUUAAUAAGUCAGCCCUGCCCUGAAGGGGCAUGCACUACAAUUAGAGAGACAUAUAAUGCUCAUGAAACAGGAAUUAACAAGCUGAACUACUGAACCCAUUAAUUAAUGAGGCUCCCUGGCCUCCAACCCUUGCCUUCCCCAAUCUGCUAGCAAGUAGGUCUAAAUUACUACCAACCCCUUGAGAAUACAGAUCAUCCAGUAGAUGUGCUAAGAUUAAUGUAUGCGAUAUAA